GCUGUCAGCUCACAUGGGGGCAGUAGAGACAGUUUUUCAAGUCCCGCCAAAUGACGUCUGCUGAAGAAGAAGAACUCAACUGUUAUGGUACGAGAGAGUCACCAUGGGCAAGCGUAAAGAUCAGCUCAGGCGAAAAGAUCUGUCUAAGAUGGUGGUGGCGUGUGAGUGGGGGUCCUGCUCCUUUAAAGGCACCAGGAUGGAGGACCUGAGCGAACACAUGUCUCAGCACCUGAAGGACCAUGUAAGCGAGGGAGACACCCUAGACGAACUCGAUGACUACCCGUGCCUGUGGCGUGGCUGUGAGUUUGUGGCUAUGGGCAAUGCCAAGGAGUUGGCGGUGCACGCGCACUUCCACGUGUUUCACGCCAAGCUGAUGUUCGUGGGCCGGCAGCAGCUGCAGGCACAUCCAGAGCUGCCCACUUGCACCCAGGAGCUCAACAGCAGCAACCUCAUCACCGAGCUGGGAGACGCCUUUGUGUGCGAGUGGGAGCACUGUGACAGCACGUUCAACAACGCUGAGUGGUUCUAUCGACAUGUGGAUAUGCAUGCCCACUGCACUGAGCUGCGUGCCUUACCUGAUCGCCAGCAGGUGCUCUUCUGCAGUUGGAAAGGCUGCGAGGCCUUCUUUAAGAUCAAAUAUCGGCUGCGGGAACACCUGCGUAGCCACACACAGGAACGGAUCGUCGCCUGCCCCACCUGUGGAGGAAUGUUCUCCAGCAACACCAAGUUCUUCGACCACAUCCAGCGCCAGGCCCAGCCCGACGAGACGCUGAUAUGUGGUCACUGUGAUAAACGCUUCGCUAAUGAGAGGCUCCUGAGAGACCACGUACGCCAGCAUGUGAACCAUAUAAAGUGCCCUCUGUGUGAUAUGACCUGUACAUCUCUGGCAACGCUGAAGAUCCACAUCAAGUUUCGUCACUGUGAUGAGCGGCCAUUCCCGUGUGACUUCUGCGAGAGCUGCUUUAAGAACCAGCACGACCUCAGGAAACACAUGGAGACGCAUAACGAGGGCGAGUACCAGUGCCAAGUGGAUGGAUGCUCCUACACCUCACGGAUGUCCCACACUAUGCGUCAGCACUACAGGAGAUUCCACGAGGGUGCGACAGUGUCGCGGUAUAAGUGCCACCUGUGUGAUAAGACCUUUUCCUGGUGCUACACCUUGACGCUCCACCUGCGGAACAAACACCAGCUCAAGUGGCCCUCCGGACACGCACGUUUCAGGUAUAAGAAAGAUGAGGAUGGUUUCAUGCGUCUGAACAUGGUGCGUUACGAGACGGUAGAGGUGACGCAGGAGAUCAUGAAGAACAUGGCCAAGAAGCGCACGCCACGCAAGUCCCCUGUGGCCGGCCCUCUGCCCAAACGCCCCGCCCUCGAGUCAUCCACAGAUGACUCCUCUGACCCUGAUCCCUCCGCACCGUCCUCCCCUGACCCGCCUGAGCUGUUAGAAGGCCACGCCUCCUCGCCCCGUCCACACGAGGAGGCGGGGCCUGUGUACUGUGUCCUGAAGACCCUGUCGCACGUAGGGGCAGAGCAGGAGGAAGACGAGCAGGCGGAGUCAAGCGGCAGCCAAUCAGGAGCAGAGAGGGCGCUGGCGGCCGUGGCGAGGGGGCUGGGCAUGGAUGUGGUGUGAAAUGUCAGGGGUCAGGCUGAGGAGGAGGAUGAAAAGGACUUCCUUCACGUAUUCUUUAUAGCUCAUCUGAGUGUGUGUGUGUGUGUGUGUGUGCGCUCCCUUCCCUUAUUCUUUAUAGCUCACCUGAGUGUGUGUGUGUGUGUGCGUGCGUGUGCGUGCGUGUGUGUGUGUGUGUACUAGGGAUGAUGUGGUUGUUAGCCAGUCUGAAGGAACCUGCCAUAAGAUCACCUGCACACAGGCUUAGAUGUGGCCUAGCGUUUAAGAUUAGUCUGGAAGAUACUUCCUGAAAUGUGAAUGUUCUAAUGAGCCAGAUUUUAGAGAUUUUAUCUGUUUUAUAAUGUUUGCUGUUUUUGGUCGGGAAUGGAAUGGUGUGGAGACACUACCAUGGUUGUGUAGGAACCAGUUAUUGUGGGAGGGGUCUGAUCACCUGGACCAAUAAGAUUGUGAGAAUGGCCUGAUGAGUGAAUAAAGGCUGUUAGGAAUCCGGUUUCCUGACCAGAUCAUGAGACUUCACUCGGACAUCUGCUUCACAUCAGAUCUCUCAUUCACAGACCUGCUCCAACACUUCUGUUCAUUUGCACAUGGCCUCAGUGUCCACAUAGAGAGAGCACUGAUAUAUUAACUUUUUUUAUUUUAUUUAAUUUUUUAACAGGUUUUCUCCAUUGUAUUUUUAUAGAGCGCUGUUGGUAUGUUUUAUAUUUGGCAGAUGGCUGGUGUGGCUAGCUGAGACUCAGGAGCAGAGUGCUGCUUUGCUACAGGACGUUUGCUGGCUCAUAGGACAGCUGGGGGGGUGGGGGGUUAAUCCAGAGAAAGUGGUAAACUUGUUAAUAGUGGAGCCCUAUAGCUUUAUUCACCUAGCAAAGCAAAGCCAAAAUGCUCCUCUUUUAGGAGGUUAACGGCUUACUGUGAGUUGACUCACCCAGGCCACCAUGCUCUGCUCUGUCCUGGCUGGAGGGAACUUUGAACACUGACCUGGUGUAAAUAAAAUGAUG
Messenger RNA from Alosa alosa (allis shad), 2622 nucleotides. RefSeq lists its product as uncharacterized. Bases 104 to 1630 code for a protein of 508 amino acids. Gene Ontology annotation, biological process: regulation of transcription by RNA polymerase II; anatomical structure development. Gene Ontology annotation, molecular function: DNA-binding transcription factor activity, RNA polymerase II-specific; RNA polymerase II cis-regulatory region sequence-specific DNA binding. The transcript has 10 exons. The record is from RefSeq and is a predicted model, not a curated record. NCBI's taxonomy places the organism in Eukaryota, Metazoa, Chordata, Actinopteri, Clupeiformes, Clupeidae.